Messenger RNA from Tupaia belangeri chinensis (Chinese tree shrew), 4619 nucleotides. It is a transcript of the gene SGSM2, whose product is annotated as small G protein signaling modulator 2. NCBI's taxonomy places the organism in Eukaryota, Metazoa, Chordata, Mammalia, Scandentia, Tupaiidae. Gene Ontology annotation, molecular function: GTPase activator activity. Bases 6 to 3161 code for a protein of 1051 amino acids. The record is from RefSeq and is a predicted model, not a curated record. Gene Ontology annotation, biological process: activation of GTPase activity. The transcript is spliced from 25 exons.
GCACCAUGGGCACCGCGGAGGACGCAGUCAAAGAGAAACUGCUGUGGAACGUGAAAAAGGAGGUAAAGCAAAUCAUGGAAGAGGCUGUCACCAGGAAGUUUGUGCAUGAAGACAGCAGCCACAUCAUUGCUCUGUGUGGUGCAGUGGAGGCUUGCCUCCUGCAUCAGCUGAGACGUCGUGCCGCUGGCUUCCUGCGCAGUGACAAGAUGGCAGCUCUGUUCACCAAGGUGGGGAAGACGUGCCCGGUGGCUGGGGAGGUCUGCCACAAGGUACAGGAACUGCAGCAGCGAGCAGAGGGCAGGAAACCCUCAGCGGGCAGCCAGGAGGCCUUGCGGAGACAGGGCUCGGCCAGCGGGAAGGCCCUGGCCCUCAGCCCUCAGGCCUUGAAGCACAUCUGGGUACGCACAGCGCUCAUUGAGAAAGUUCUGGACAGGGUCCUACAGUACCUGGUGGAAAACUGCAGCAAAUACUAUGAGAAGGAAGCAUUACUGGCAGACCCUGUGUUUGGCCCAAUCCUGGCCUCUCUUCUAGUGGGACCCUGUGCCUUGGAAUACACUAAACUCAAGACAGCUGAUCACUACUGGACCGACCCCUCUGCAGAUGAGCUGGUCCAGAGGCACCGUAUCCGGGGUCCACCGAAUCGUCAGGACUCUCCUGCAAAGCGCCCAGCCCUAGGGAUCCGGAAGCGGCACUCAAGUGGCAGUGCAUCGGAGGACAGGCUAGCUGCCUGUGCCCGCGAGUAUGUGGAAUCCCUGCACCAGAACUCAAGAACGAGGCUGCUUUACGGCAAGAACAACGUGCUGGUGCAGCCGAAGGAGGACAUGGAGGCCGUCCCAGGCUAUCUCUCCCUGCACCAGUCUGCUGAGAGUUUAACUCUCAAGUGGACCCCCAACCAGCUCAUGAACGGAACUCUUGGGGACUCCGAGCUGGAAAAGAGCGUUUACUGGGACUAUGCCCUGGUGGUGCCCUUCAGUCAGAUCGUCUGCAUCCACUGUCACCAGCAAAAGAAUGGCGGCACACUCGUGUUGGUGAGCCAGGACGGCAUCCAGAGGCCACCGUUGCACUUCCCACAGGGGGGACACCUGCUGUCCUUCCUGUCCUGCCUGGAGAAUGGGCUGCUGCCUCGAGGACAGCUGGAGCCCCCACUCUGGACCCAGCAGGGGAAGGGGAAGGUGUUCCCCAAGCUAAGGAAACGCAGCAGCAUGCGGUCCGUGGACGUGGAGGAGGUGGGCGCCGGGCGAGCCACAGACUACGUGUUCCGGAUCAUCUACCCUGGGCACAGGCACGAGCACAUCACUAUUAACUACCACCACCUAGCGGCCAGCCGGGCGGCCUCGGUGGACGAUGAUGAGGAAGAGGAGGAUAAACUACACGCGAUGCUCUCAAUGAUCUGCUCGCGGAACCUCACAGCUCCCAAUCCGAUGAAAGAUGCUGGUGACAUGAUAGAGAUGCAAGGCUUUGGGCCCAGCCUGCCCGCCUGGCACCUGGAGCCCCUGUGCAGCCAGGGCUCCUCCUGCCUCUCCUGCUCCUCCAGCAGCUCCCCAUAUGCCACCCCCAGCCACUGCAGCUGCGUCCCCGACCGGUUGCCCCUCCGGCUACUGUGUGAGAGCAUGAAGAGGCAGAUUGUGUCCCGGGCCUUCUAUGGCUGGCUGGCAUACUGCCGCCACCUGGCCACUGUGCGGACCCACCUGUCAGCGCUGGUGCAUCACAGCAUUAUCCCCCCCGACCAGCCCCCAGGGGCCUCAGGAGGCCUCACCAAGGAUGUGUGGAGCAAGUAUCAGAAGGACAAAAAGAACUACAAGGAGCUGGAGCUGCUGCGGCAGGUGUACUAUGGAGGCGUGGAGCACGAGGUGCGCAAGGACGUCUGGCCCUUUCUGCUUGGCCACUACAAGUUUGGCAUGAGCAAGAAGGAGAUGGAGCAGGUGGAUGCGGUGGUGGCAGCCAGGUACCAGCAGGUGCUGGCCGAGUGGAAGGCCUGCGAGGUGGUGGUGAGGCAGCGUGGGCGGGAGGCGCACCCCGCCGCGCUCACCAAGUUCUCCUCGGGCAGCAGCAUCGACAGCCAUGUGCAGCGCCUCAUCCACCGAGAUUCCACCAUCAGCAACGACGUGUUUAUCUCUGUGGAUGAACUGGAGCCCCCGCAGCCCCAGGGCCCUGAAGAUUCUAAAUCGAAGCCCGAGCAGGAGCCGGGAGCCGGGACCACGGGCUCGGCAGUGGUGGAGCAGCAGCAGUCGGUGGAGUUUGAUUCUCCAGACUCAGGACUGCCAUCCUCUCGCAACUACUCUGUGGCCUCGGGUAUCCAGUCAAGCCUCGACGAGGGGCCCAGUGUGGGCUUCGAAGAGGAGGAUGGUGGUGGGGAGGAAAGCUCUGCCAGGCCAGGCCCUGCCGCCCACACUUUCUCCGAGCCCCGAGAGACCAGCCAGGAGGUUUCUGGAGCCAGUGAGCUGCAGGCAGGGGAGGAGCUUGCGGCCGUGUGUGCUGCCGCCUACACUAUAGAAUUACUGGACACCGUGGCCUUAAACCUGCACCGCAUAGACAAGGACGUGCAAAGGUGUGACCGCAACUACUGGUACUUCACGCCCCCUAACCUGGAGCGGCUCAGAGACAUCAUGUGCAGCUACGUGUGGGAGCACCUGGACGUGGGCUAUGUGCAGGGCAUGUGUGAUCUGCUGGCACCGCUCCUGGUCGUCCUCGACAAUGAUCAGCUGGCCUACAGCUGCUUCAGCCACCUCAUGAAGAGGAUGAGCCAGAACUUCCCCAAUGGGGGCGCCAUGGACACCCACUUUGCCAACAUGCGCUCCCUCAUCCAGAUCCUGGACUCAGAGCUGUUCGAGCUGAUGCACCAGAAUGGAGACUACACCCACUUCUACUUCUGUUACCGCUGGUUCCUGCUGGAUUUUAAGAGAGAGCUGCUGUAUGAGGACGUGUUUGCCGUGUGGGAGGUGAUCUGGGCGGCCAGGCACAUCUCUUCAGAGCACUUUGUCUUGUUCAUUGCCCUGGCCCUCGUGGAGGCCUAUCGAGAGAUUAUCCGCGACAACAACAUGGACUUCACUGACAUCAUCAAGUUCUUCAACGAGCGGGCCGAGCGUCACGACGCCCAGGAGAUCCUGCGCAUUGCCCGGGACCUGGUCCACAAGGUGCAGAUGCUCAUAGAGAACAAGUGAGCUGCAGCCAGGAGGCAACAGCCAUGCAGAGCUUGGGCACCGGGCCCCUGCGCUCCAGCAGGGAGAGGCGCAGGGGCAUCGCAGUCCGGCCUGCCCCGGGCCCAGCCACUGCCUGCCCAACCAUGUUCCUAACAAAGUGAUUGUGAGUCUGGGACCUGACUCUGGGCAGUGCUGGUCUGCAGGGCAAGUCGGGGGCCAGGAUGCCCUCAGAGCAGGGUCGGGGUGGGAGGGCUUGGCCUCAGGGAGCAGCCACCUUGGGGGACACUUAACUCUGCUCCCCUCUCCAACAACUGGGAAUAGCCCCACUCCAGCUGCAGCCACCUGUAGCCUCAACGCGGACUGUUCCAUUGCCACUCUCCAGUUCCCCAGGGCCCUGUAGGGUUAGUAGGGGCCACAGUGGCCUGGGCCCUGCCUAGCAAGGGCUGUGCGGGGCGGGAGGCUCUGUGCUAUAUCUCUUCCGAGAGUCCCUCUGCAGCCCCAGGGCAGGUGUGUGCGCCAGCCCCAGCUGGGGCAUGUAUCCUGGGUGCAGGAUACCCGAGCUGUCCCAGGACCUCCCUGAGAUUCAGGGCGGUCAGAUGUGGCCUGGGGUGGGACGGCCCAACUCAGCAGCACUGCCACUGCCUUUGGGCACCUAGGUGCCCCAUGCUCCCCGGCCCGUGCAGCGCAUCCCCCUGUAUCUGUACAGUCUUACUCUCACCACCCUGCCCUUGCUUUAUGCAUUCGAUACAUCCCUGAAAACCAUGUGUCAGUGACACUCUUGCAGUUGGAUGAUCUGAGAUGCAGUGGGAGCGCCUGCCCUUGAGAGGAAUCCAGAGUGACUGUAGGAAGGUGCUCAGGGCCAGGCCUUGGAGCACUGGGGCAGCCCAUCACCUCUCCCAGGCAUCUGCUGAGUCCCUAGGACUGAGGUGGCGCCUGGGUAUCCUGUUGCCCCUGGUGAGAUCAAGGCUAGCUCUACCUUCCACGUGCUUCUCAGGAUGCCAUGAAGCCUAGGGGCCCGAAACCCCCCUGGAGGAGCUGCACUCCCAGGUACAGGAAGGGCACAGCUCCUGCCCCCAGGCCUAGGCAUGCUGCUUGUUCUGCCAUUCCUUCUCCCCAUCCCCCCAUUGCGUGCAGGUGAGGCCUUGCUCUUGGAUCUGGAGGCCUCGCCCAGCUAGGGCCUGUCCAGCAGUCAGUCAAGUCUGGCAGAUGUCAUGCACUUGAGAAACCAGGCGGCCAGCACCCUGCAUCCAGCACAGUGUUCCCAGCCAACCCGUCCAGGGCGCUGCACAGUCUGUUGGGGCCAGCCUGCCCCACUGCCCACCCCUGUCGUCUGUGAGUCCUUGGCCUCCACCAAGCACGGGAGGCCGCCGUGUGCCUGCCUUAGUGACUCAGUGGUUUUGUGAUGAACGGAGUGCGUAUGUUUUUUGGCCCAGAAACUAUACUCUUCAGUGUAACAGACCAAUAAACAGCAUUUGGCAA